Anopheles coluzzii is the source of this 1057-nucleotide messenger RNA. RefSeq lists its product as uncharacterized. The transcript has 3 exons. Gene Ontology annotation, molecular function: structural constituent of cuticle. The record is from RefSeq and is a predicted model, not a curated record. Lineage: Eukaryota; Metazoa; Arthropoda; Insecta; Diptera; Culicidae. Bases 104 to 607 code for a protein of 167 amino acids.
UUUUGUGUUAAGCGAACAACAGUCCGUGUUUCGGUAACAUAAAAGUCCAACUUGCCUGUGUGCAUACGGAAGAUUGAACGCAAGAGAUACUCUGCAUCCCAAAAUGUUCUCCAAAGUGAUCGCUGUUUUGGCCUUUGCCGCCGUGGUAGCCGCUAAGCCCCAACAUCAGCCAGCCGCCCAGUAUCCGGCCGGAGUCGAUCCGUCCCGCUGCCCGUCGUACCCGAACUGCGAUAACGCGGCCCUGCACAGCCCGAACCCGUACAACAACCAUGCCGCCAACCACUGGAACCCGAACUGGAACGCUCAGCCCAGCUGGAACGCCGCCCCUGCCCCUGCUCCGGCCCCGGCCGCCUACUACCACGGAGCUCCCCACUCGUACCAGGCCCUGACUGGCCCGAGCCACAACUACAUUGGAGCUCCCAGCCCCUCGGCCGGUGGUGACCGUUACCCCGCUGGAGUGAACCCGCAGUCGUGCCCGAACUAUCCGUACUGUGAUAACACCGUUCAGGCUGGCGUUCCUCAGGUUGCCCCACUGCCAGGAUACACCUCCCGCCAGUACCCGGCCGGAGUGUCCCCGCACACCUGCCCGAACUUCCCGUACUGCUAAGACAUUCGCCUUCCCAAUUCCUGACCCUCCCCACACUACCCUUCAUCAUACUAUCGAUCUGUGACCACACGUUUCUUCCUUCCUUGCGCAAUUUUCAUCCGUUCUACCCCUACCCUGUACAUCUUCCCACGUUUGCCAUGGUUGUGUAAAUAACUGGUACUGGUUUGUUUUCGUUAGUGUUUUGUGCAUGAAAUACUGCCUCUUUAGUAGGAGAGAUGUUAGCUGUGUUCCUUAGAGUGAUUGAUUCAACAAGCAAGAGCGAUAAGAGCGCAACAAUCAAAAGCAUUGGAGAACUUAUGGGAAAUAUCAUUGUAAAAAAAAAAAACAAAAAGAAUCUGUGAAACUACAACUGCAACAACAACAGCAAAUAUCUUCAUCGACUAUGUUAUCUCAGCGUGCAAUCGCACACAUCGCAAAUGAAAUUGAAAUGCAAUUGAUUUAAGAAUCAAA